Molecule: messenger RNA, 2094 nt
Organism: Sparassis crispa
Lineage: Eukaryota; Fungi; Basidiomycota; Agaricomycetes; Polyporales; Sparassidaceae
Product: Large subunit GTPase 1
Exons: 8
Coding region: 1-2094 (697 amino acids)
Biological process (GO): ribosomal subunit export from nucleus
Cellular component (GO): cytosol
Molecular function (GO): GTPase activity; GTP binding
Source: RefSeq, a predicted model, not a curated record
AUGCCACCUGUGAAAGGUAGAAACCACAAUCCUAGCGGACUAGGGCGCGCUAUCAUCAACAAGAAGGUCAAGGAUGCACACAGAGCACGGGAGACGGGGGAGCUUUAUACCACCGAUCUCGAACAUACGACCCGUCUCCAAUCGAUCACACAAGAGGGCGACCUCGACGAGUUUCUCAGCACUGCUCAGCUUGCUGGGACACAGUUCACGGCUGAGCGCCGUAACGUCAAAAUUAUUAAUGCCACUGCCGGAUCGCAGCACAAUCCGUACCUCCUGACGGACGAGGAGGAGAAGAGCACACUGCGGAAGCACCAAGAGAACAAGCUGCGGUUAAGAGUGCCGCGGAGGCCGCCAUGGACGAAGAACAUGACCACUGCGCAGCUAGACAGGCAGGAGAAGGAUGCGUUUCUGGAAUGGAGAAGAGGAUUGGCAGAACUUCAGGAGCGAGACAACUUCCUUCUCACACCAUUCGAGCGCAAUCUAGAGGUCUGGAGGCAGCUAUGGCGCGUGCUCGAGCGCUCGCAUUUGAUUGUGCAGAUUGUUGACGCGCGGAAUCCACUCCGGUUUCGAUGUGAAGAUCUCGAGUCCUACGUCGAAGACGUCGAAGGUGCGGAAGGAGAGCAGGGUACUGGUAAGGGGAAGCGGAGGAGCCUUCUGCUCAUCAACAAGGCUGAUUUGUUGACCAGUAACCAGAGGCGGCAAUGGGCGGAUUACUUUGAUCAGCAAGGUGUUCGGCAUGCCUUCUUCUCUGCCGCCAAUGCUACAGCGUUACAGCAAAUGGCAGCGAAGAAAGAAGCGGAGGAAAACUCUCAAUCACUGAACCACGAUGACGAGAGCGAGAGCGAAACCGACGAUUCAGAGUCCAGUGGAGAAGUUGCUGAGCGUUCAGAGGUGUCUGGUGACGACAGCGAAGGUCAAGAUGCGCAGAAGUCGGCGGACAUUUUCCAAGAGGGGUCUGCUGAGGUCCCUGCGGAAGAGUCAGAUGAAGAUGACUUAUACCUACCUUUACAAGAAGAUCCUGCGCAGAAACAGGACCCAAGAGCAAGAAUCCUAACUGUAUUAGAACUUGAGGAUCUGUUUGCUAAGAUGGCGCCUGAUCUCUCAACUUUCAGCGAUUCUUCUGGUAACCAUCCUACGACGCUCGUGGUCGGGCUUGUUGGAUACCCAAAUGUUGGCAAGUCGAGCACUAUCAACUCACUUUUGGGUGAGAAGAAAGUCAGCGUGUCAUCUACGCCUGGAAAAACAAAACACUUCCAGACCAUUAACCUGUCGCCCUCGCUGAUGCUGUGUGACUGCCCUGGUCUUGUCUUUCCUCAGUUCACGACAACGAAAGCCGAUCUGGUUUGUGAUGGCGUUUUGCCGAUUGAUCAGAUGAGAGAGCACACAGGGCCUGCAGCGCUGGUCGUCAUGAGGACCCCUAAGGAAGUACUGGAUGCAACUUACGGAUUAUCUAUCAGGACAGGAAGCGUUGAGGAUGGAGGAGAUGGUACGAUCACACCAUCAGACUUGCUAGUGGCAUAUGCGAUCGCGCGAGGUUUCAUGCGCUCGGGACAGGGCAACCCUGACGAAGCUCUGGCUGCACGACACAUCCUCAAAGAUUACGUUAAUGCCAAGCUGCUCUACUGUCACCCUCCACCAGGUGUUCCUGAGGACGAGUUCAACGAAGAGACGCGACAAUUAGCGCUAUUGCGUGCCCUUGGCAAGAAACGGGCCCCGACCACGCGCGUCGUCAAAGGUGCCGAUACGUUUGUACCGACAGGCGACACUCCACAGUCAGACUCAUCUACGCCUUCAAAUGGUGUUCUUGGCUCAGGCCUGAAGUCUCGCAAUAUUGAUCAAGCAUUUUUUGCGAGUAACGCUCCCAUAUCCCUGCUUCCCCAUGUCCAAGGGUCGGCGCGACAUGGACAGGAUGUGGCGAGGAUGAAGUUGUACCCGCACCAAAAUUCUGUCGCCGAUGACGGGUCUGCAAUAUCUGGAAGGAGAGCGCGAAUCGCCGCUGUGUUGGCGAAUGCUGGGAGUGAGUUGGGAGCAGGGAAGAAGCACCAUAAGAAGAUGAAGAGAGUGAAGCACAGGAGCGGGAAAGGUUACGAUUGA